AUGGAGCGGCUGACGGCUCCCCCCGGAGGCGCAGCGGCCGUCGACGACUACCUGGAGUACCGCAGAAUUGUGGGUGAGGAUGAUGGAGGGAAACUUUUUACUCCUGAAGAAUAUGAAGAAUACAAAAGAAGAGUUUUACCUAUGCGCCUCCAGAACAGAUUGUUCGUGAGCUGGCGAUCACCGACUGGAAUAGAUUGUAAACUUGUGGGCCCAGAGACACUGUGUUUUUGUGGACACAGGUAUAAACAACAUAAAACUGACUUUGAAACGAUUCCAGAGCAGCGCCCCAUCAGUCUGGCUUGCCGAGUGACUGGCUGCCAGUGCGGGGCUUACCAUUAUGUCCCUAUGAAUGGUGCGCAGCCCAUUCGAUGCAGGUGUAAGCACUUUGCCGAUCAGCACAGUGCCUCGCCUGGCUUUAUGUGCAAUACCUGUUCCAAAUGUUCAGGAUUCCACAGUUGCUUCACUUGUGCUUGUGGUCAGCCUGCGUUUGCCCACGACACAGUAGUGGAAACUAAGGAAGAAAGACUGGCUCAAGGAAAACCAGUGGGACGGGAUGUUCCUUAUGCAGCAAUGGGAGGAUUAACUGGCUUCAGCUCACUGGCAGAAGGCUACAUGCGGUUAGAUGACAGUGGAAUUGGUGCACCUUCAGCGGAAUUUUUAGAUUCUUCAGAUACGGCCAUGGACCACCCAUUUCUAAAAGCAUUUCAAACAUCAUCUAGUUCUUUUCCAGAAAGACGAACAGAUGUAGGUACAAGUCAUCAAGUUUCUUCCUUAAGGAGACCUGAAGAGGAUGAUAUGGCUUUCUUUGAAAGACAAUACCAGGAAAGGAUAAAAAUGGAAAAGGCUGCUAACCAUAAAGGAAAAGCACCAUUGCCAUCAAAUAAAAAAACUUCAUGAAGAUUAUUGGGGAAAUUAAAAUUAUCAUAC
This is a messenger RNA of Molossus molossus (Pallas's mastiff bat), 927 nucleotides long. It is a transcript of the gene FAM221A, whose product is annotated as family with sequence similarity 221 member A. The transcript has 7 exons. The coding region runs from base 1 to 897 and encodes 298 amino acids. The record is from RefSeq and is a predicted model, not a curated record. NCBI's taxonomy places the organism in Eukaryota, Metazoa, Chordata, Mammalia, Chiroptera, Molossidae.